This is a messenger RNA of Cynara cardunculus var. scolymus (artichoke), 4412 nucleotides long. Its product is annotated as TELO2-interacting protein 1 homolog. The coding region runs from base 207 to 4238 and encodes 1343 amino acids. Gene Ontology annotation, cellular component: cytoplasm. The record is from RefSeq and is a predicted model, not a curated record. Lineage: Eukaryota; Viridiplantae; Streptophyta; Magnoliopsida; Asterales; Asteraceae. The transcript has 17 exons. Gene Ontology annotation, biological process: chromatin remodeling.
CAUCUGAUUAUUUUCAUCGACUCGACUCGACUGCCAUUUAGGGAUUUCUCGUAUCCUGGUCGUAUAAUUGCCACUCGUGAUUUCUUUAGAAGAAACAUUUGGAGGAAGAAGGAUCGAUGGUUGUAAGAAUCAUAUUUUCCAGCCUUACCGACCAAUCCCGUAGCAAAUAGUUAUUUUCAAGAAACUAGCUGUGUUGUGGUUGAUGAAUGAUGAUGUCGGAACAAGGUAGAAGCAGUGGGUUUUUGGAACUCAAGGGCUACUGCUUACAACUCUUUCAACUCCUCAGAAACCCUAACAACAAAGGCAGUACAUCCACUAUCUCUCAGCUUCUUCACUUUAUUCGCCGCUCUCCUCUUCCUGCUCUCCAACCUUUCUUCGACUAUACUUUGUUACCACUGCUGCUUCUUUUGGAAGCUGCAGUGGACUGCAGAUCUCCACCAAAGGAUGAGUUUAAAGAGAGAUCUGUAUUCACGAGUGCUACAGAAAAACCUCCUAAAGUGGGUGAUGCUGUGGCAGAAGGCGUGCUUCAUUGUUUGGAGGAACUUCUAAUGAAGUGUCAUGUAGGAUCUGUGGAUCAGAUGGUUGUGAUACUAAAAAAAUUGACUAAUGCGGCAUUGCUCUCUCCAUCUGAGGCAGCAGAAGAGUUUCGUGAAGGAGUUAUCAGGUGCUUUAAGGCACUGCUUCUCGGGUUAUGUUUGUGCUCCAACACCUCUUGCACUUGCAAGCAAAUAAAUAGCCUGUCUAUGGUUUUAGACAAAAGGUAUGCAGGAUCAUUACUUAGAGAACUCCCAGCACAUGAGCUGAAUCCCGAGGAAUGUUUACUUGCAUUCCUUCGAUCUCAAUCUGCAACUAUUACUGUUGGACACUGGCUGUCGCUUCUGCUAAAAGCUGCAGAUGUUGAGGCAUCACGGGGACAUAUAGGCAGUUCUAAGCUUCGAAUAGAAGCCUUCAUGACUCUUCGUGUGCUUGUUGCUAAGGUUGGUACAGCCGAUCAACUGGCUUUCUUUUUACCUGGUGUUGUUAGUCAGAUUGGAAAAGUGUUGCACGUGUCAAAAACAAUGAUUAGCGGGGCUGCUGGAAGUAUGGAGGCCAUGGACCAAGCACUUAGAGGUUUGGCGGAGUUUCUCAUGAUAGUUCUUCAGGAUGAGGCAAAUACAUCCAGUCUUGAUGACAAUGACAUCGAUUUAAAUACGAACAAGUCUCCACUAUCAUUUCUGGAGGAGCUCCGCCACUUGCCUGGAAUAAAGCAAGAUCAGGGUGAAAUUAUAGCAACAAAAUCAAUCCAAAAGGUGAUUGGCAACACUUCGUCACAAUCUGGCUUUAUAGGGAAUGAACCCACUAAAUCUGAUGUUCCAAAAUCUUUGCAUGUGGACCGCACAAAAGAUUGGAUUGCAACAGCAUCUUCUCAUGUGAAUAAAUUGUUGUCUGCAACUUUUCCUGAUCUCUGUGUUCAUCCAGCCAAGAGGGUGAGACAAGGGACCAUGGCUGCUAUACAGGGACUCUUGUCAACAUGCAGUCACACACUGAAAGGAAGCAGACUAAUGCUUCUGGAAUGUGUAUGUGCUUUAGUUUCUGAUGAUGAUGAAGAGGUGUCAGCAGCUGCUCAGAUGCUUCUUGGAAAUUUAUUAUCAUCAAGUGGGAAGCAUCAUGUAGAACGUGAUCUAGCUGAUAUUUUUAACAGGCUCUUUGAAAAGCUCCCUGAAGUGGUGGUCGGAGGGGAGAAAGCAGUUGCACAUUCUCAAAAGUUACUUGUAUUAAUUUAUUACUCUGGUCCCCAACUUGUUAAAGAUCAUCUUCUCCAAUCUCCUGUGACAGCAGCUCGAUUCUUUGAUAAUCUUUCCCUUUGUUUGAGCCAGAAUUCAGUAUUUUCUGGUUCAUUGGACAAGCUGCUUUUGGAGAGGCCAUCCUCGGUUGGGUACCUGCGUUCUAUAACUGAGAUGAAAGCUACCGCUUUCUUUGCAAACAAGAAGGUGGACGCUGUCGAGUCUAAUGCUUAUGAAGAUCCCUACUCUUGUGAAAUACAAAAUGAAUAUGAUCUUCCACGUAUGCCACCUUGGUUUGCUUCUUCUGGCAAUCAGAAACUUUACCAGGCAUUGUCAGGGAUCAUUAGACUUGUUAGCCUGUCUCUUGUUGCAGGUUCUCAAAGUGAGGGAAGUUUAUCGAUUAUCAAAGAUAUUCCACUCAGCUACUUGCGUAAAUUGAUUGGUGAUAUCCGAAACAAGGAAUACACAAAAGAGAACUGGCAGUCUUGGUAUAACAAGACUAAUUCAGGGAAGCUAGUAAGACAAGCUAGUACUGCUGUAUGCAUCUUGAAUGAGAUGAUAUUUGGUUUAUCAGAUCAAGCUGUUGACGAUUUAAAAAGGCGGUUUCAUAAAUCCAGCUCGAGUAGAGAGGGUACAGAAGAUGAUGACCCAGGACCUCGUAAUAAAAUUCAAGAUGAUGUGACUAAUGUAUCUGGGUGGAACAUAUCGUUAGAGGAUCUAAGGAGUCAGUUAAUUGAUUGCGUUGGCAGUAUAUUGCAUGAGUAUCUAUCGUCUGAAGUGUGGAAUCUUCCGUUGGAGCAAUCCAGUGCAGGAGCUGGAGAUGUUACUGUGCACUUUUUUCGGGAUAACGCAAUGCUGCACCAGGUUAUCAUUGAUGGGAUAGGCAUCUAUAAUCUGUGCCUUAAAAGUGAUUUUUUGUCAAGUGGGUUUCUUCAUUCGUCUCUUUAUGUGUUACUGGAGAAUCUUAUUUGCUCAAACUUCCAAAUCAGACGUGCGUCGGAUGCUGUCUUACAUGUCAUUGCAGCUACAUCUGGCUAUCUAACGGUUGGCCACUUGGUUUUGGCAAAUUCAGACUACGUAAUCGAUUCGAUAUGUCGGCAGCUGCGUCAUCUGGAUCUUAAUCCUCAUGUUCCAAGUGUUCUUGCAGCCAUUCUGUCAUAUAUAGGUGUGGCCCACAAAAUUUUACCAUUAAUGGAGGAGCCGAUGCGAUCUAUUUCACAGGAACUUGAGAUUCUUGGCAGGCAUCAGCACCCUGAGCUGACCAUUUCCUUCUUGAGGGCAGUGGCGGAAAUUGCAAAGGCUUCAAAGCUCGAGGCUUGUUCACUGCCCUCUCAAGCAGAGUUAUACCAUAAACAUGUGAAGUCUGAAUUGUCUGACGUGGAAAGGGAAACAAUGAACCGUUCGGGCUGUUCAGUAUCAUGUUUCGACGAUGGCAUUCUCUCGAGUCCUGAAGAAUGUGAGGUGGCUGCUCCCCCUGGUCAUGUUGAUAAGCAUAGGGAGCAAUGGGAGCGCAUUUUUUUCAGACUGAAGGAGUCCAAGAGCUACAGGCAAACUGUUGGAUCUAUUUCUAGUUCGUGUAUCGUAGCUGCUACUCCUCUACUUGGUUCGAUGAAGCAAACAGCAUGCUUGGUAGCCUUGCAAAUAGUUGAGGAUGGGAUCAUGGCACUUGCUGAAGUGGAAGAAUCGUAUAGGCAUGAGAUGAAAACCAGAGAGAUCCUUACACAAGCUUUACAAUCAUAUUCACUGGAUGAUCUUGCAGAUACCGUGGAGGCAGAAAGCGAUGGAACGGAAGAAAACAGGCUACUCCCAGCAAUGAAUAAAAUUUGGCCCUUCCUGAUUGCCUGUAUCAGGAAUGGGAAUCCACUGGCGACUAGAAGAUGUGCUGGUGUGAUGAGUAGAGCAGUGCAAAUCUGUGGAGGGGAUUUCUUUUCUCGCCGCUUCCACACAGAUGGAUCCCAUUUGUGGAAGCUCUUAAGUGCCUCCCCGUUUCAGAAAAAGAAAGAAAGAAGAGUGUUACAACUUCCUUACAGAAGCGGUUCAGAGGAGGAUGGAAGGGCGGAGAUUUCUGAUUUGAAGGUCCAGGUGGCAGUGCUGGACAUGAUCGCUGAGAUAGCCGGAAACAAAAAGAGUGCUUCGGCUUUGGAAUCUGUAUUCAAGAAGGUGUGUGGGGUUGUAGUAGGGAUUGCAUGUAGUGGGGUUGGUGGGGUUGGAGAUGCAUCUGUGAAUGCCCUCAGAGGGCUUGCUACAGUUGAUCCUGAUCUUAUUUGGCUCCUUUUGGCUGAUAUUUAUUACUCCAAAAAGAGGGAAGGUAUUGAAGAAGCAGCAGCCAUGGCAGAUUUGCCACAACUUGUGCCACCAGCCUUGUCAUCUCCCAGGUGGUCCUACCUUUAUGUUGAAUACGGUGGGCAGAGGUAUGGUUUUGACAUGGACUUGAGUGCAGUAGAAAGUGUUUUUAAGAAACUGUAUGAUAUCUGAAUAUCGUUAGCAUCAGUAAAGUUGGCAGUAAGAGCAUGAGGUUUUAAGAGGAGAAGGUAUAGUUAAAAUGGGAUGUUUUAACUUGAGAUUAUAUAUGGAAUGGAGCAUGUAUUAAUUAUGGUAUAAUUGGUAUGUUGAUGUUUGGUAGGUCACCCCCCUCUUAUCAAAUCCAUU